Macrobrachium nipponense is the source of this 735-nucleotide messenger RNA. RefSeq lists its product as uncharacterized. Lineage: Eukaryota; Metazoa; Arthropoda; Malacostraca; Decapoda; Palaemonidae. The transcript has 3 exons. The record is from RefSeq and is a predicted model, not a curated record. The coding region runs from base 1 to 735 and encodes 244 amino acids.
AUGCUACCAGUGCUGUCCAAGGAACACCUCCAUAAGUGCCGUGCACCUGUACAGGACGUACAGGCGCAGCAGGAUGCUGUGCACCAGCAAGAAAGGGAAGAAAAAGAAAAGCUGAGAAAACCACAUGAAGAAGAAAGAAAAGCAAAAGAAGAAGAGAGACAGGUGAGAGAAGAAAGGUGGAAGCAUGAGCUAGCUCUCAAAGAUGAAGAAAUCAAGUGGGAGAUCAUUGAGGCUCUGGCCACUCGGGAAGCUUCCAGGCCCACACCUAUUGUGCCUCACAAUCCCACCCUCUCCUGCCAGCCUAUUGCUGGUUCACCACCUGCCUCCUCCAUUUCGGAAGAGGUGAGCCCACCAGUUAACACCAGACUUGCUCCAGAGGGUGAGUCAAAGGAGGAACCAUUCACCUCCCCACAUCUAAUCACAGCCAGAGAGGACUCUUCACCUGUGUCAGAGCACACUGCAAGCCUCGGUGACCCCAGAGAUUCACAACCUGUGGUGCCAUCUAGGCUCUAUCAUCUGGUGCCAAGGAAGAAGUUCUGGAAAAGUUCUGCCGAGACUGUGGCCGGAAGGGUCACAUUAGCAAGCUACAUUCCAGGAAGUUACGACCUCCUCUUGGGGCAAGAAUUGAAGUCCCUUUCUCAUUCUCAAAAACCUAGGGGUCCUAACCCAACGACAAACUACUCCAAAGCAAGGAGCCAUCCAAGACCUACUUCCUCCCGGAAGUACGGCCACUAA